Molecule: messenger RNA, 309 nt
Organism: Cinclus cinclus
Lineage: Eukaryota; Metazoa; Chordata; Aves; Passeriformes; Cinclidae
Product: scale keratin-like
Exons: 1
Coding region: 1-309 (102 amino acids)
Cellular component (GO): intermediate filament
Molecular function (GO): structural constituent of cytoskeleton
Source: RefSeq, a predicted model, not a curated record
AUGUUUUCCUACGGACGCAGCUCCAGCUCCCGCUGCCUGGCGCCGUGCGCGGUGUCCUGUCCCCAACCCGUGGCCAACACCUGGAACGAACCCUGUGUCACCUCUUGUGGGGACUCCAGGGCUGUCAUCUACCCUCCGCCCGUGGUCAUGACCUUCCCAGGCCCCAUCCUCAGCUCCUGCCCUCAGGAGAGCGUCGUGGGAUCCUCGGCACCCUCAAACUUCCUGGGAUCCGGGGGUUCCUAUGGCUCCUACAACUACAGGAGGUCCUACUCAUCCUACGGAUCCUCUGGGAGCUGCAGGCCCUGCUAA